Cooperia oncophora is the source of this 390-nucleotide messenger RNA. The record is from the annotation of a GenBank genome assembly. Lineage: Eukaryota; Metazoa; Nematoda; Chromadorea; Rhabditida; Trichostrongylidae.
AUGAACGAGGAGUUAUUAUUGAAAAGGCACUCAGGUUCCGGUAUUCCUGAGUUGAAAGUUAUAAUGCACGGGUUCGUCUUGAAAAACUACCUUUCACUAAAAACGCUGACGGCAAAAAUCAUCGGUCUGACGCUGACCCUUGGUUCUGGAAUGCCAGUCGGAAAAGAAGGACCGUUCGUACACAUGGGUGCCAUAGUGGCAUCGCUUCUCAACAAAGCCACUUCUGCUUGCCAGUAUAACGCGUUCUUCUCGAAUGAAGGUCGACAGAUGGAAAUGCUCAGUAGUGGUUGUGCUGUUGGAAUUGCUUGCACGUUCUCGGCACCUGCAGGAGGUCAGUGUGAACGAAUUGAGCUGAACUGGGAGCGGAGUCUCUCUAUCGCGCUGAGCUGA